AAUUAUUUUUAAUGAAGGAAUAUGUGCUAAAAUAAUUUGCAAUUUAUAAUGGUGUUAGUGUUAAAAUUAAUUUUAGUUUCAAUAUGUGCACUAGGGAUAACAGCACUCGAAACUGCUGACCUUCCCCAAGACAACACUUCAAACCAACCAUCUUCAAAAUCCUGGGAAGAAGACAUCAUCCAAAAUCUUCCAGACUGUCCCCAAUCCCGAGAUGAGGACUCCACCGUCACUGCCAAAUCCAUUACUACAAGGAUUUCAGGAACCCUUGCCUAUCCAGGCACCACACUACCUUAUCCCUCCAACUGCAAACUGAGUUGGCUCUUCCAAGUGGAACCAGGAUACGGUAUAGAUGUCACAGUCGAUUCCUUGGACUUGGAUGGCCAAGCUGGUGAUGUAUUGUUUAUUAGAGGCGGAAGGAAGGAUACUGUUAGCAGUAAAGGAGUUAUGUUGAGUUGGAAGUUGGAUGAACCUAAGAAGUUUGGUAUUGGCAAUACUAAUGAGUUGUUUGUGCUGUUUGUUGCUAAAAAUGUUAAGGCGGGGGGGACGUUCAAGGGGUUCCAGAUGCAGUAUCAGAGACAUGGUGAGUUAACAACAACACAAGCACCAACCACAACAACCCAGCCUUUGCCCACUUCAGCACCAGGAGGGGCUCGUCCAGACAUUCUGGUAAAUCUAUUAGGCUCGAAUCCUCAAGACUUUCAUAAAAACCUCAAGAACUUCACCACAGUUCUGUCAGAGUUUACAAAAACUUUCUGCAAUGACCGCAACAUCACAUCCAAGGAUCCUAUCACGGAAAACAAUAUAGUGAUGAAUCUAAUAACUUAUUGUCCAAGAUAUUGGCCCAAUACAGACAACUGUGUCCAGAUACGAUUUUCAAUACCAAUAGAGCUGCAAAAUGACGCCAAAGAUGCCAACGCGUCAAAUCCCAAUUAUGAGCUGUCAGAAAUCAAUUUAAUAAAAUUGUGGAACGGUUUUUCAAAAACCGAGUUGAAGAAGUUGAAUUACAAGGUCUAUGAUGACCCUGAUGAAUCGUAUUAUCUGUCUUUGUGGAUGGGAGUGACCUUAGGAACUUUAAGCAUUGUGCUGGUGGCAUUUUUGGGCAUUCUUUAUUGGAUUUGGAGGACUUCGAUUUCGAAAGAUUAUGCAAGCGUUGGCAGCAACAGCAACUCCUUAUCCUCGACCUACCGUUCACCAGCAGCCUACGAUUUAGGUUUAGACCCUGGUAAAAAGCGUUCCAGCGAUUCGUCCUUGUACGAAGAUCCUCACCAGGUUGUUCCUGGAUUUUUUGAGGAGUCCGUUGAAAGAAGGAACCAAAACUAUCAACAUUCAUCCAUUGGCAGUGUUGGGCCGCCACCAACUUACGGAUCGAGGACUUCUGAUGAGACAGAUUGGUCUAAUUCUAACAAAGGUGCUGUUAAUGAAGCAUAUGAAGCCGAGGAAAGGCCAGGAAAUAAAUCAAGAAUGAAUAUUCCUUCAAAAGCUAGUGCUGAACUUCCAGAAAAUUAUUGGGACAAACUGAAAGGACCCAUUAGGAUUAGUGGAGGCAACAACGAUGAGUCCAAAAUAUAAAAAUACAUGUAUAUUGUAUAAAGUUGUGCAAUUUUUAUCGCAAUUUUAAAGUAUACUGAGU
Ctenocephalides felis (cat flea) is the source of this 1630-nucleotide messenger RNA. RefSeq lists its product as uncharacterized. Bases 49 to 1569 code for a protein of 506 amino acids. The transcript is spliced from 8 exons. Lineage: Eukaryota; Metazoa; Arthropoda; Insecta; Siphonaptera; Pulicidae. The record is from RefSeq and is a predicted model, not a curated record.